Messenger RNA from Paraglomus occultum, 415 nucleotides. The record is from the annotation of a GenBank genome assembly. Lineage: Eukaryota; Fungi; Glomeromycota; Glomeromycetes; Paraglomerales; Paraglomeraceae.
AUGUCUGCUUUAAAACGUACACCAACGCGGGCACGUAGUCCACACAUACAACAAACACCAAGCCCGGCACCGUCACCAACCUACUCCUAUCCAACAACACCUACCAGCUCCACUCCACCGCGCUCAGAGACACCAAUCACACCAACGACGACGCCAGGAACUAAUCGUCAGAAUGUACAAGUCACAGUACGAGUGCGUCCACCUAAUGACGUUGAGCUUAACCGUGGCGAGACCGACGUUUGGGAAGUAGACAAGGACAGCGGUCGAAUUUGUUUAGACGCUGCCUACGCAGAGCGCUAUAGGCGGCCGCGUGCAGAGUAUUAUUAUGAUGAAGUAUUUGUGGGUAGUGAUAAUCGUUCGCUAUUUCAAAAAGGAAUACAGGAAACCGUGCUUGCCACGAUGGAAGGAUAUAAUG